Prunus armeniaca (apricot) is the source of this 423-nucleotide messenger RNA. The record is from the annotation of a GenBank genome assembly. NCBI's taxonomy places the organism in Eukaryota, Viridiplantae, Streptophyta, Magnoliopsida, Rosales, Rosaceae.
AUGGUCAGAAUCAUCGGCGCUUUUCAAUUUCAAUUCGUUUUUGACGGUGGUGCUGCUCGUGAUUUGCACGUGCACGUUCUUGAAGAUGCAGUUCCCGGCCGUCCUGGAGCAGAAAACUGGGUGAGGCUAAAAUACUUCAUUGAAAUCUGUAAGCCAGCCCUUCUGCUUGGUUUAAGCAUUGCAUCGCAGCAAUGGUCUUUCACACGCCCGUAUACGCACAUACUAGAUGAUUGCUAUUUGGACUCUGAUUUUCACGUGCGGCAUAGUCUUCUUUAUGUAUUCCGUCGUCCUGCUUACUCUAUAAGAGUUCUCUCCGUAGGGUUCCGGGGAUUUUUUUGGAAGGCAGCUAGAAUAGGUGAACGCUUGAGCCCUUGGGUUGCUGCUGGAUGCUUUACAAUGGGAAUUUCAAUCUUAUUUUUCUAG